AUUUCCUGAUCUCUUAACAAAUAUUUUGAUGAUAACUGGUCUCAACCCGUGAGAAAAAGCGAGGUAGAUCUUGCCUGCUUCCUCUAAGCUACCUAGGUAGCCAACACCAACUGUUCUCGCAUUCAGGAUGGACACCAUCAACCCUGAUGAGAAGGUCAGCAAGGCUGAUAUGACCACGCAUGUCGUCCGCGACAUUGAAAACCCACUUGUCGGCAUCCCUCAAGACCGCCUGCUGCAAGAGGUGGAGGGGUAUGCUCGCUCAUAUGAACUUGACGACAUCCUUCCCCUCCUCAAGAAGGGAGCUCUAGCAGCUCAGCGGCCGGGAGAGUUCAGCGAUAUCCCGGAACUGGAUGCCGAGGAUCGGCGGUUUCUGCGUGAGGAAAAAAGCCAUCGCUGGAGACAGCCCUGGUCACUCUAUUACACCAUCAUCCUCAACUCCAUUGCCGCCGCCAUCCAAGGAUGGGACCAAACAGGCUCCAACGGUGCCAACCUAACGUUCGCCGAGCAGUUCGGCAUCCCGCAGAAAGCGCCAGGUUGCACGACUAACGCAGAAUGCAGUCGUAACGAAUGGAUUGUUGGAUUGGUCAACGCCAUGCCCUAUAUCACAAUUGCUUUUUUUGCGGGCUGGAUUUCGGAUCCUCUCAAUCAUUGGCUUGGUCGUAAACCAGUUAUUGCCAUCGCAGCAGUAUUCAGUUUGAUUGCUCCCAUCGGUUGCGCCUUGACACAAAACUGGCGUCAGCUGGUCGCAUGCCGUGUGCUUUUAGGGAUCGGAAUGGGCUUGAAAGAAGUCACCGUUCCGGUCUAUUCGGCAGAAAAUGCGCCUACCAUCAUUCGUGGCGGACUGGUGAUGUCCUGGCAGAUAUGGACCGCGUUUGGCAUCUUCUUGGGGACAUGCGCUAAUCUGGCGGUGGCCAACACGGGCAAGAUUGCCUGGCGACUGCAGCUGGGAUCAGCUUUUAUUCCGGCAGUCCCUUUGCUGCUGGGAAUUUGGUUUUGUCCCGAGUCACCCCGGUGGCUGCUAAUGAAGGACAAGCCGCGAAAAGCCUACAAGUCUUUGUUGCGGCUACGCAAUAGCCCUCUACAGGCAGCUCGCGAUCUCUAUUACAUUCACGCGCAGAUCAAGAUGGAGGCCCGGCUCCUCCAGGAAUCUCAUUAUGCAAAGAACAAUGUCUUCAAGCGCUUCCUAGAACUAUUCACCGUUCCUCGGAUUCGACGCGCCACCCAGGCCUCGGGAAUUGCAAUGAUUGCGCAGCAAAUGUGCGGCAUCAAUAUCAUUGCUUUCUAUUCGUCCACUAUCUUCGAGGAGGCCGGGGCCAGUAACAUAGAAGCACUACUGGCCUCAUUCGGGUUUGGCCUUGUCAAUUUCAUUUUUGCCUGGCCCGCGGUCUGGACCAUCGACACCUUCGGCCGGCGCUGGCUCCUCCUGGCCACCUUCCCCAAUAUGUGCUGGACACUGCUGGCCGUGGGCUUCUGCUUCUGGAUCCCAGAGGACAGCAGAGCCCACCUGGGCAUGAUCGCACUCUUCAUCUACCUCUUUAACGUCUUCUACUCACCUGGCGAGGGCCCUGUCCCCUUUACAUACUCAGCCGAGGUCUUCCCGUUAUCACACCGUGAAGUUGGCAUGGCUUGGGCUGUUGCCACGAAUAACUUCUGGGCGGCUGCCUUAUCCUUGACCUUCCCUUAUAUGCUGCGCGAUUUCAAGCCACAAGGGGCAUUUGGCUUCUACGCAGGACUGAACAUUGUUGCUUUGAUUUUAAUCUUUUUCUUCAUGCCUGAAACUAAGCAGCGUUCUCUUGAGGAGCUGGAUCAUAUUUUCAGCAUAUCUACCCGCGCUCAUGCCUGGUAUCAAUUAACCGAGUCGUUGCCUUGGUGGUUUCGUCGCUAUCUAUUCGGGCGCAAGGAUGCAGUCUGUCGGGAUUUAUAUGCUCAUUUGGAGGUGGAUAUUAUCCCAGUGCAAAACAAAGCAGAGGAGCUGGAGUCUGUUUGAUGCGGUAUGAGGGAUGAAGUGUUGAUGAGAAAUGGUUUUUUUUUUUUCUUUUU
Messenger RNA from Aspergillus wentii DTO 134E9, 2040 nucleotides. RefSeq names its product putative MFS sugar transporter. Gene Ontology annotation, molecular function: myo-inositol:proton symporter activity. Gene Ontology annotation, cellular component: membrane. Gene Ontology annotation, biological process: transmembrane transport. The transcript has 5 exons. Lineage: Eukaryota; Fungi; Ascomycota; Eurotiomycetes; Eurotiales; Aspergillaceae. The coding region runs from base 128 to 1987 and encodes 619 amino acids. The record is from RefSeq and is a predicted model, not a curated record.